UGACCUGUUCAAAUUAUUAAUUGAUAGCUGAUAUUUAUCACUAGUGGUCCGUCCCCGCUUUGCACGGAUGGACGUUCGGUUUUAAUAAGUUUUUAGCAAUGUAUAAUUUAAAAUCGGUUACGCGUUGUUAAUAUAGCUUUGUGACGGCAAACGAUUUGAGAAAUGGUGCUAUAGGUUUUGAUGUUGUUACAUACAUAAAUACAAAUCGUUCCUCUUUAUAAUAUGAAUUAGUAUAACAUUUGAUAAUAAUAAUAUUGUACAUGUUUGUCUCCAACUUGUGUUCUGUUAUCGUCAGUUUAUCAGCUUUCGGGCUAUAUAAAUUUACGUUCUCUUUGUUAACUCUCAAACCUUCCACCAUGUUGACCCUGGCUGUGGUAUUUGUGCUGUUUGUCGCUGUGUACCUGUACGGUACAAGAACGUUCAAGUAUUGGGAGAAGAGAGGAAUUAAACAUGACAAACCGAUACCAUUUUUCGGCAACAAUUCGCGUAUGUAUUUAUGGAAGAAAAGCAUGACACAGAUUGGCGUAGAAAUGUACUGGAAGUACCCGAAGGAAAAGGUCGUGGGAUUCUACCGCGCAAUGCGCCCGGAACUUGUCAUAAGAGAUCCAGAAAUUAUAAAACGCAUCUUCGUUUCAGACUUUGGAUAUUUUCACAUGAGAGGUAUUAACACUCACAAAACGGUUAUUGAGCCCAUGGCUAAAAAUCUUUUCCUCGUUGAAGGCGAUGUUUGGAAGUUGUUGAGGCAGCGCAUGACUCCUGCGUUCACCAGCGGUAAACUGAAGGCGAUGUUCCCUCUCAUUGUAGAGCGUGCUGAGCGCCUGCAGAAUCAUGCAAUCAAUGCACCAACGACUGGCCGAGUUCUAGACUCUCGGGAAAUAAUGGCGCGGUAUACUACUGACUUCAUCGGUGCUUGCGGUUUCGGUUUGGAGAUGGAUUCUCUCAGUGUAGAAAAUUCAUCUUUUAGACAACUCGGUAUCGAUAUUUUUAAAUUUGAAGUUAGUCUAAUUGUCAAACAAAUGCUUAAGGAGAUGUUCCCCGAAGCGUGCAAACAUUUUAAAGUAUUUGGUAAAUUAGAAAAUGACGCGAACGCUCUUGUCAAUAAUAUCUUAAAGAAAAGAAAUUAUGAACCGUGUGGUAGGAACGAUUUUAUCGAUUUACUUCUUGAAUGUAAGAAAAAAGGAAAAAUAGUUGGACAGUCUAUUGAACUGACAAAACCGAGUGGUGCGCCUGAAGAAGUAUCUUUGGAAUUAACCGACGAACUUAUGGUGGCUCAAGUUAUGGUCUUCUUCGGUGCGGGUUUCGAAACAUCAUCUUCUUCUACGAGCUACACUUUACAUGAACUCGCAUACAAUCCUGAGGAACAACAAAAAGUACAAGAAGAAAUCGAUAGAGUUUUGGCGAAAUAUGAUAACAAGCUAUGUUAUGACGCAGUUUCCGAAAUGAGUUACUUACAUUGUGCUUUCAAAGAAGGGAUUAGAAUGUUCCCAUCGUUGGGUCAUUUGGUAAGAAAGUGUACUCGUAAGUACACAUUCCCCGACAUAGACCUUACGAUAGACGAAGGUGUGUCGAUAUAUAUACCUGUGCAGGCGUUGCACAUGGAUCCACAAUACUUCGAUGAGCCAGAGAAAUUCAAGCCAGGUCGUUUCUUAACUGAUUUCAUUAACCCAAUGACAAAAAAUAUAUAUCUACCGUUUGGAGAAGGUCCCCGAGCAUGCAUCGGCGAGAGACUCGGUCUGAUGCAGUCUCUGGCGGGUCUGGCGGCGGUGCUGUCGCGCUACUCGGUUGAACCCGCCCCAGAAACCUUGCGCUGUCCCAAGAUUGAUCCCACUUCUAAUAUAGUUCAAAAUGUUAUUGGCGGCUUGCCUUUAAUGUUUAAAUUGAGGAGUAAGUAAAUAUAUUGCACUUAGUAGUUGUAUAAAAUUUGUUUUGAGAGAAGAUCUUG
Papilio polytes (common Mormon) is the source of this 1942-nucleotide messenger RNA. RefSeq names its product cytochrome P450 6B6-like. Lineage: Eukaryota; Metazoa; Arthropoda; Insecta; Lepidoptera; Papilionidae. The coding region runs from base 261 to 1892 and encodes 543 amino acids. The transcript has 2 exons. Gene Ontology annotation, molecular function: monooxygenase activity; oxidoreductase activity, acting on paired donors, with incorporation or reduction of molecular oxygen; iron ion binding. The record is from RefSeq and is a predicted model, not a curated record.